CUUGAAGUGUCAAAGUUUCGUUUGUGUUUUCUCAUCAUCAUCGUCGGUUUUCUGCUGUUUCAUCUCACGGCUUCCGAUUUUCCGAAAAAAUCAGUGCAAAUCAAUAUAAUUUCCCGUUAAAUAGUGUACUAUCUCCAGGAUGAGUUCCAUCGGUACCGGUUACGAUUUGUCGGCAUCGCAGUUCUCGCCGGACGGACGGGUCUUUCAGAUUGAGUAUGCGGGCAAAUCGGUGGAGAACAGCGGCACGGUGAUCGGUCUGCGCGGAAAGGAUGGCGUUGUGCUGGCGGUUGAAAAGUUAAUAACCAGCAAGCUGUACGAGCCGGAAUCCGGAACGCGGAUUUUUACGAUCGACACCUCGAUCGGGAUGGCCAUCAGUGGAAUGAUUGCCGAUGGGCGUGCCAUUGUGGACAUUGCCCGGCAGGAAGCGGCCAACUACAGGCAACAGUACGAUCGACCCAUUCCGCUGAAGCAGCUGAACGAUCGUUUGUCCAGCUACUUCCAUGCCUACACGCUGUACAGUGCGGUGCGGCCAUUUGGAGUGAGCGUGAUUCUAGCUUCGUGGACGGAGGAAACCGGUCCGGAAAUGUACAUGAUCGAUCCGUCUGGGGUGUCGUGCGGAUACUUUGGAUGUGCCGUUGGCAAAGCCAAGCAAACUGCCAAGACUGAAAUCGAAAAGUUAAAGCUGUCGGAAAAGUCGGUGAAUGAAUUGAUUACCACCGCCGGAAAAAUUAUCUACCAAGUUCACGACGAGCUGAAGGAUAAGGACUUCAAACUGGAACUGAGCUGGGUUUGUCAAGCGUCCAACGGCCGUCACCAGGUGGUACCAGAUGAGUUGUACACCGCGGCGACCCGAGCUGGACAGGAAGCGGUCGACGAAGAUGAUAGUGAUAAUGAAAUUUAAAACGGUUCUCCUUCCGGCACUAUUGUUAUUGUGUAGGGUGGGGAAUUAAAAAAUUAUCUUUUUGCUAAGUUACUUCAAGGAAAAGCUUGUAUCAGUAAUUUUUCGUAUGGUAAAAUAUAUCGACAGAAACAAA
Aedes albopictus (Asian tiger mosquito) is the source of this 1034-nucleotide messenger RNA. It is a transcript of the gene Prosalpha7, whose product is annotated as proteasome subunit alpha type-3. Lineage: Eukaryota; Metazoa; Arthropoda; Insecta; Diptera; Culicidae. Gene Ontology annotation, biological process: proteasomal protein catabolic process; ubiquitin-dependent protein catabolic process. The transcript is spliced from 4 exons. The coding region runs from base 140 to 901 and encodes 253 amino acids. Gene Ontology annotation, cellular component: proteasome core complex, alpha-subunit complex; synapse; proteasome core complex. The record is from RefSeq and is a predicted model, not a curated record.